AUGAUGAUAAUCGGAGAUGCUCCGAAACCGAAUCCUACCGUCCAAAUUCCGGCGUGGGAUUACCAUUUUCUUGAUGAUCCAAUAGCCCACAUUCACUCUACCAGCCCUGAUGUGUCCCAUUAUGAGAGCGCUUUAUCAGCGUUGCAGAGGUUUUUACCAGCGAGAAAGGAUGACGAUGUUUUGCAAGGAGAAAAUGGUGGGUCUGAUGAUUUUGAUAUUCCGGUUGAUGCAUUUUCAUGUGAUGAUUUCAGGAUGUUUGAUUUCAAGGUGAAGAAAUGCGCACGAGCCAGAUCACAUGACUGGACGGAGUGCCCAUUUGCGCAUCCCGGCGAGAAGGCCCGCCGGAGGGAUCCCCGUAAGUACCAUUAUUCCGGCACUGCUUGCCCGGAUUUCAGAAAGGGUGUGUGUGGAAAGGGUGACUGCUGUGAGUAUGCGCAUGGCGUAUUUGAGUGCUGGCUUCAUCCGGCUCGCUACCGUACGCAGCCAUGCAAGGAUGGGACCCACUGCCGCCGGAGGGUUUGUUUCUUUGCUCAUACGCCGGGCCAGCUUCGGUUGCUUACUCCCGAAGGGUCUCCGGGUCAUAUCGGGUGUGACUCGCCGGGUCGACUUGGACAGGACCCUUUUAUGAAUGCGGGGGUUUAUGGCCUGUACUCACCUCCGUCUUCUCCUACGACUGGGUCACCUCCGGUGUCGCCGAGUCGAAACUCGGUUUUUGGGCUGGCUGAGUCAAUGCGGGGACUGCAGAUUAACAAGGUUAGGAUGGGCCUGACUCCUGGUCUGAGCAUGAGCCCACCGUCAUGGGGCCCCAAAAUGGGUUCCGGGUUCGGAUCUCCUCGUAGCCCAUCAAGUCUCCGACCCGGAUUCAUGAGCCUCCCUACGACUCCGAUCCGGGCCCCAACUCGUUCCGGACGCACCGCAUACGACAUUUGGCAAGCAUGUUGCGAAGAGGAGCCAGUGAUGGAGAGAGUCGAAUCCGGAAGAAAGCUGCGUGAGAAAAUCUAUGAAAAACUGAGUAAGGAAAACUCGCUGGACCGAGUGGAAUUGGGCAACCCGGGUUCCCAUUUCGGGUGGGUUUCUGAACUAUUGCAGUGA
Fraxinus pennsylvanica is the source of this 1092-nucleotide messenger RNA. The record is from the annotation of a GenBank genome assembly. Lineage: Eukaryota; Viridiplantae; Streptophyta; Magnoliopsida; Lamiales; Oleaceae.